AUGCCCACGCGUCUUCAGCACAGCGCAAUGUUCAGGGCAGGCACUAUACUAUAUUCUCGGCCAAACAGAUACAGCAGCCUGUCUACCGUGCUGCCAAUCAAACGAAACCAUACAAUAAGCACAAAAAUUGGUCAAAAGUCUUCCUGGACCCAUCCCAUAUACACAAAAGAACAGAUCCUCGCUGUCCAAAUCGCCCACCGCAAAGCAUACACCUGGCAAGAUAGAGCAGCUCUCGGAACCGUGCGCCUAUUGCGCUGGGGUAUGGAUUUUGUCUCCGGGUAUCACACUGGAUCAACAACAAACACAAACACACUCUCCAACCACCUCAUGACCGAGGAGAAAUGGAUCGCGAGAUUUGUCUUCCUAGAAAGUGUAGCCGGCGUCCCAGGGAUGGUGGCAGGGAUGCUUCGCCAUCUCAAAAGCAUUCGCCGAAUGAGGAGAGACAACGGGUGGAUAGAAACUCUUCUCGAAGAAGCCUACAACGAACGAAUGCACCUCCUAACCUUCCUCAAGCUCGCCGAGCCAGGCCCAACAAUGCGGUUGAUGGUCCUGGGCGCACAGUGUGUAUUCUUCAGCGGAUUUUCCCUCGCAUAUCUCAUCUCGCCUCAGAUCUGCCAUCGCUUUGUAGGGUAUCUAGAAGAAGAAGCUGUGAUCACAUACUCGAAGGCAAUCUGUGACCUCGAGAAUGGUCAUCUGCCUGGAUGGGAGAGCUUGCAGGCUCCAGAUAUGGCAAUCAAGUACUGGCAGAUGCCAAAGGGCCAGCGCUGUAUGCAUUCACUAUUGCUGUAUGUGCGCGCUGAUGAGGCGAAGCAUCGUGAUGUUAAUCAUGCUUUAGGAAAUUUGGAUCAGAAUACGGAUCCGAAUCCUUUUGCGGCGGGGGUUAGGGUUCAGGUUCAAUCUGUUGCUCGUUCGGCUGGUGUUGCGCCAACUGUAGAAAAAUAG
This is a messenger RNA of Penicillium concentricum, 942 nucleotides long. RefSeq names its product alternative oxidase. Gene Ontology annotation, cellular component: mitochondrion. Lineage: Eukaryota; Fungi; Ascomycota; Eurotiomycetes; Eurotiales; Aspergillaceae. The transcript is spliced from 3 exons. The record is from RefSeq and is a predicted model, not a curated record. Gene Ontology annotation, molecular function: alternative oxidase activity. Bases 1 to 942 code for a protein of 313 amino acids. Gene Ontology annotation, biological process: alternative respiration.